GGAGGUUACGAGGAGCCCGAAAGGCACCAGCAGCAGGGUUCAAACCAGAUGGAGGCUGGGCAAAAGGCUGGUCUUCUGCUGCUGCUGCCGAGCUACUGCUGCUUAACAACACAGGGACGAUAACAGAGAGGGGCUGUGGACAUCAUUAACUACAACGCUGCUCACUGCUAGAGAAGUAGAUAACGGUACCCGUAAGGUAAAGUCUGUCAUGAGUUAAAGCGUAAUUUCGCCAACGGCGCAGACGCAUAACGUUAUCCAAAUGAAGUUUGACAGGCUAACGUUAACAUCAGGUUUAACGAUCUUCAAGCGGCUAGCUCCAGUGUUGGCUACAAGUGCUGCCACUAGCAGCUAGGUUAAGUCAAUGGCAGCUGGCGAGAGCCGCUAGCCUUUUGAAGUUGCUUACUGAAUCAUUGUGGCCAGCUGGCAAACAGCAUUAGCUAACAGCGUUAACGUUACUUCUUUAGCUGGAGCUGCCAACUGGUAACUUAACUAACUGUUAGCUAUAACCGAGAAGGCGAGUAACGUUAACGUUAUAUCUCCACAUCUGCUCGCUCACUCUGUGUCGGAAAUUACCUGAUAGAAGCAAAUGGCUUUUAAUGUUUAAUUAGCAAUUUAAGCUAGCAAUGCGUACUACAUUAUUUCAGAAUAACGUUAGCUUGCCGGUGUCGGAUUAUUGCACUCCGUGGUACUAUUACUGUGCCCUGACCAGCAGCGUCACUCAUAGCAUUUUGCAUAAUGAGUGAUCAUUAUGUAAAAAAUGUCGAGCAAAUGAGAUCAUUCGGCGAGGAUGCUGAAAAGGAGGGCGUGGACAUUGAGGAGCAGGUGCCAGUGUCUUCUCCCCCAGCCUCCGUCUCCCCGGACCCUUCCAGCAUCACCAUAGCUGGCAGAGAUGCAUCCAACACCUCCAUCACUUGUAAACAUAGAGGUAAAAGUCGUAGUAAGCAGGGAAAAGACGACAAGAACUCUUGUGGCAAACGGAUCUCAGACCUGUCACUGCAGGGGUGUGUAGUUUCUGCUCCUGUUGGGAAAAACUUGAAUAGACCAGGGCAUGAGCGGACACUUCACAUCCAAGGAACUGGAAAGAUCCUGCAGGGCAAGUCGGAGACUAAUGGGAACUAUGUAACCAUUCAUCCGUCCAAAAACAUUCAAGAAGCACACCGUGAGGAUGGAUUCAAACUUGCAAAGAAGAGAAGACCAGUGACGGUGGACACUGCCAAAGCCAAAACCUCGUUGGAGGCACUGAAGUUAAGCAUCAAGCAGCUGAAGUGGAAAGAGUUUCCUCUAGGAAGACGAGCAGCCUGUGACAUCUACUGGCAUGGCGUUUCCUUCCAUGACAAUGAAAAUAUCAUCUCAGGGCAGGUGAACAAGUUCCCAGGAAUGAUUGAAAUGCUGAGGAAGAUCAACCUGAGUCGGGCAGUGCGGACUAUGCAGGAGUUGUUCCCAGAAGAGUAUGACUUCUAUCCCCGUUCCUGGAUCUUACCUGAGGAGUACCAACAGUUUUCCACACAGAUUCGCAUGGUGAAGGAGAACGAUGCCACAGUGAGUCCCACCUUCAUUGUCAAGCCAGAUGGGGGCUCUCAGGGGGACGGCAUCUACCUCGUCCGUGACCCUAGUGACCUAAAGCUCAUGUCGGGUUCACUGGCCAAACAGGCUGUAGUCCAGGAGUACAUCCAGAAGCCGUUACUCAUUGACAAGCUCAAGUUUGAUAUCCGCCUCUACGUGCUGAUAAAGUCCCUGGAGCCAUUGGAGAUCUACAUCGCCAAGGAAGGCCUGACGCGUUUUUGCACCGAGCCCUACCAGGAACCAAGCCAGAAGAAUCUGACCCAUGUGUUCAUGCACCUGACCAACUACUCCCUCAACGUCCACAGCGGCAACUUUGUCCACUCAGACAGCCAGAGCACAGGCAGCAAGCGCACUCUCUCCAGCGUGCUGUACAGGCUGGCAGCUAAAGGCGUAGACAUCAAGAAGGUGUGGUCGGACAUCAUCGCUCUUGUCAUCAAGACCGUCAUUGCUGUGGUGCCUGAACUUAAAGUCUACUAUCAGGCAGAUAUACCGCCGGGUAAACCAGGACCCACUUGCUUCCAGAUAUUAGGUUUUGACAUCCUGCUAAUGAAGAACCUGAAGCCAGUAUUACUAGAGGUCAACUCCAACCCCAGUAUGAGAAUAGAACAUGAACAGGAGGUGGCACCAGGAGUUUUUGAAUAUGUCCCUAGUCCAGUCGACGAAGAGGUUAAAGUGAGUGUGAUCCGAGACACCCUGCGCCUUAUGGAUCCUGGCCACAAGAAACCUUCAAUUUCCCAACCAAGGGUUGGUGGGUUUGAACACGGAGAGGAGAUUCCCAUGGAAGCGGAAUCGCAAGAAAGGAGCCCCGAUGAAGGAGUUCUGCCCUCUCUGUGUCUGAAGCAGGUCUACCCAAAGUACACCAAACAGUUCAACUACCUGCGGCUGGUGGAGCGAAUUGCAACUCUCUUCAUACGUUUCCUCGGGGUCAAGGGCAACAUGCGUCUGGGCCCCACUGCCUUCCGAACCUUCAUCAGGACCUGCAAACUGAGCAACAGUAACUUCACCAUGGCUUCAGUGGACAUUCUCUACAUAGACAUCACACGUCGUUGGUCAGGAGCAAUACCCGAGUCUAAAGAAGCAGGUAUGGGACUACAAGCAUUUGUGGAAGCCUUUUUCUACCUGGCAGGUCGCAGGUUUAAGUCCCUGGUGAUGAGGGAGCAGGUAGCAUCACUGCUGGAGAUGUGCGAGGCUCAGCUCGAGUCCCAGCCAGGUGUCGAAGACAGACGCUCUGUGAGCUGCAGCAGGGCGCUGCCACGAGCCGUCAAGACUCAGACGCUGGGCCUCACCAACCCUCAUCUCAACUCUCCGGCUCCCCUGCGUAGGGCGGCCAGCCAGGACUACCGGCUGCAUCAAAGACUCAAGCCUCGUACACUCAGGGCCAACGUGGAGAACUGAUGGGGGGGCUUCAACUAGUUAUCCGACUCCCCAAACACUGCCUUUAGCCUUCUCCACAGGAGCAGGGAAAUUAGGUAUCCAUCUCUCCUCUGCGGCUACUGCAAAGGGGGCAUGAUGGGAGCUCAGAGAAGGACUAGAUUGACCCCUGCUGGCUGACUUGCAAGAGGACUGACUCAGCCUGAUUGCUUUUAUUUUUUUUCAGAGGAGAUGAAGAUGUCCGCGGGUAGGAGUGGAAAUAGAACGAGCGAUAUGAGAAGGUUGGUGCAUACCUUCCUCCCCUCCUGGCUCGAUCAUAUAUGGACAGUGUGGUCCUAUCAGGAGGAGGACAUGGCUGCUUUUAAUAUACUUACUGAUUCUACUGGGCAGCUAUUUGCUUCCCUUUACCUUUGUCUGGCAACACCUAAACCAACUUUCUUUUCAGGGAUUACAGUAGAUGCUCUAGCUUCACAUUCAAUGCAUUUAUACACAUAACAUAAAUACAUGGGUGUAAGGGAGUGUCCUCGGUUAUGUAUAUCAUAUUCUUGAAUUUGCACAACAACUCUUUGAUCAUUUGCACAGAAAUGGAUGUGGGGGGUGACUGAGCAUUUGUGUGGGAGCAUUGUGUAUGUUUGAGAGUGUGUGUGUGUGUGUGUGUGUGUGUGUGUGUGUGUGUGUAUUGUAUUUAUUUGUGUUUAGCUCAGUGGUGAUACCCUAUUUACAGGCAGUGGCCCAGCUGUGCAUCCUAGCUCUGUGAGCCCAUUAGCGAUGAGUUAAGUGAAUAAGUAUUCAAAGGGAAAAAGGCCACGCCACCACUUAUCCUAUUUCAGUUCAGCAGCUAUCCCAGUCAGGCAGCCUCAGACCUCCAGCAAACAUGGGUGAUUACUUUGUAGCCACACAACUGACAUUUGGGAAUGAAUUAUUUCAGAAAUAAUAUGCAUGACACAGAAUUUCAAAAUUUAGACACAUGCUUUGUUUCUUAAAUGUGUUCCAGGUGGCUUUUGUAAUAAAAACCAUAUCCAAUGUGUGCGAUGUGGCUUUCAGUUACACACAAAAUGACCGCCACUGUUGGAUGCCAACCAGAAUGGUCGUAGAGUGUGAUAUGUGAUAUGUGUCAUAUGAGAUUAUUCACACUACAGUUAAUUACUGAACAUUAACGUUUGAUUUGUAUGUUUUUUUUUCUUUUACACUAAGAAUAUUAAUUUGUCACAUGCAGACCAAGAAUUAAGUGUGAUGUGUUGCACAAAAGCACACUCAGACUUAUUAUUUACACACCUGCAUUGUGGGCAGCUGUUAAAUACAUACGGUGAACUGAACAUGUUAAAUUAUUUCUGCUAUACAUGUUGUAGGACUAAUAUAUUUACUGCAGUAUGUAUAAGAUGACAUGAAGUAGAUUUAUAAGGUUAUUAACAGCGAUCAAUCAUAUGAAUGAAAUGAAUUUGAGAGCAAUGCAAAAAAUAAACUUAAUUUUGCUCUAUGAA
Molecule: messenger RNA, 4415 nt
Organism: Micropterus salmoides (largemouth bass)
Lineage: Eukaryota; Metazoa; Chordata; Actinopteri; Centrarchiformes; Centrarchidae
Gene: ttll11
Product: tubulin tyrosine ligase-like family, member 11
Exons: 10
Coding region: 736-2958 (740 amino acids)
Biological process (GO): microtubule cytoskeleton organization; protein polyglutamylation
Cellular component (GO): cilium
Molecular function (GO): tubulin binding; tubulin-glutamic acid ligase activity
Source: RefSeq, a predicted model, not a curated record